Messenger RNA from Lagenorhynchus albirostris (white-beaked dolphin), 2622 nucleotides. RefSeq names its product matrilin 4 (gene MATN4). The transcript is spliced from 11 exons. The coding region runs from base 342 to 2216 and encodes 624 amino acids. The record is from RefSeq and is a predicted model, not a curated record. Lineage: Eukaryota; Metazoa; Chordata; Mammalia; Artiodactyla; Delphinidae. Gene Ontology annotation, molecular function: calcium ion binding.
CCGGCCCCGCAGCUGGCGUCUGCGGCUCCAGGGGUGGCGGGAGCAGGGGGCGCCGCGCUGGCCCCGCCCCAGCCCUUGGAGGAAGGGGAGUCGCUCCCUACCAGUGGGAGGGGUCGCGGCCCGCGUUCCCCUCCCCACCCGCCAGCCCCCGGGUUAAAUGCGGCCGCCGCCUCCACUCGCUCCAGCUGCCUGGCCGUCCGCACCUCGGGCACGCUUCCUGCGCCGUUACCUGGUCCAGCUGCCCGGGAGGCUCCGCCCGUCGGCUCCGCUCUGCGGCCGCGCCUCCGAGCUGUCCGGCAGGCUUAGGCUCUGAUACCCCUGUUCUCUGUUCCCCGAGGGCGAUGAGGGGGCGUCUAUGCUCGCAGCUGCCCAUGUUCCUGCUCCUUCUCCAGCCCUGGGAAACCCAGCUCCAGUUCGCAGGUCCCAGGUGCCGUACUGGGCCCCUGGAUUUGGUGUUCGUGAUUGACAGCUCGCGCAGUGUGCGCCCCUUCGAGUUCCAGACGAUGCGGCAGUUCCUGGUGAGCCUCCUCCGCAGCUUGGACGUGGGGCCCAACGCCACGCGCGUCGGCGUGAUCCAGUAUUCGAGUCAAGUGCAGAGCGUCUUCCCGCUCGGAACCUUCUCACGCCGCGAGGAUAUGGAGCGCGCCAUCCGCACUCUAGUGCCACUGGCGCAGGGCACCAUGACCGGGCUGGCAAUCCAGUACGCCAUGAACGUGGCCUUCAGUGUGGCCGAGGGCGCGCGCCCGCCGGAGGCGCGCGUGCCGCGCGUCGCUGUAAUCGUGACCGACGGGCGGCCCCAGGAUCGCGUGGCCGAAGUGGCGGCGCAGGCGCGCGCUCGCGGCAUCGAGAUCUACGCCGUGGGGGUUCAGCGCGCUGACGUGGCCUCCCUGCGCGCCAUGGCGUCCCCCCCGCUGGACGAGCACGUCUUCCUCGUCGAGUCCUUCGACCGUAUCCAGGAAUUUGGCCUUCAGUUCCAGCGCCGGCUGUGUCGAAAGGACCUGUGUGCUGAGGGGGGACACGGCUGCCAGCACCAAUGUGUCAGCUCCCCCGGCACGUUCCACUGUGCCUGCAACCCCGGCUACCGGCUAGCAGCAGAUGACAAGAGCUGUUUGGCCCUCGACCUGUGCACUGAAGGGACCCAUGGCUGUGAGCAUCACUGCGUCAGCUCCCCGGGCUUCUAUUUCUGUCGCUGCCGAACUGGCUUUGUACUCCAGCAGGACCAGAGGAGCUGCAGGGCCAUUGACCACUGCAGCUUUGGGAACCACAGCUGCCAGCAUGAGUGUGUUAGCACCUUUGGUGGGCCACGGUGCCGCUGCAGAGGGGGCUACAACUUGCUGCCCGACGGCAGGAGCUGUCAGGCCCAGGACCUUUGCAAUGGCGUAGACCAUGGAUGCGAGUUCCAGUGCGUGAGUGAGGGCUUCUCCUACCGCUGCCUGUGCCCUGAGCGGUGGCAGCUCCAGGCAGAUGGCAAGAGCUGCAGCCGGUGCCAGGAAGGCCACGUGGACCUGGUUCUGCUCGUCGAUGGCUCCAAGAGCAUGCGUCCGCAGAACUUCGAGCUGGUGAAGCGCUUCGUGAACCAGAUCGUGGACUUCCUGGACGUGUCCCCGGAAGGCACGCGCGUGGGGCUGGUGCAGUUCUCCAGCCGCGUGCGCACCGAGUUCCCACUGGGCCGCUACGGCACGGCGGCCGAGGUGAAGCAGGCGGUCCUGGCUGUGGAGUAUAUGGAGCGCGGCACCAUGACCGGGCUUGCGCUGCGCCACAUGGUGGAGCACAGCUUUUCAGAGGCGCAGGGCGCGCGGCCCCGGGCGCUCAACGUGCCCCGCGUGGGCCUGGUCUUCACCGACGGCCGCUCCCAGGAUGACGUCUCAGUGUGGGCGGCGCGCGCCAAGGAGGAAGGCAUCGUCAUGUACGCCGUGGGCGUAGGCAAGGCGGUGGAGGAGGAGCUGCGAGAGAUCGCCUCGGAGCCAGCGGAGCUGCACGUGUCCUACUCCCCCGACUUCAGCACCAUGACGCACCUGCUGGAGAACCUCAAAGGCAGCAUCUGCCCGGAGGAGGGCAUCAGCGCGGGGACAGAGCUUCGGAGCCCCUGCGAGUGCGAAAGUCUUGUGGAGUUCCAGGGCCGCACGCUGGGGGCGCUCGAGAGUCUGUCGCAGAAUCUGGCCCAGCUGACGGCGCGCCUGGAGGAUGUGGAGAACCAACUGGCCACCCAGAAGUGAGGGCCGCGGGUGGCCCGGACCCGGGCAAGGGGGGCGGCCCCGCGGACUGGGCCCCCUCGUGCGCCUUCCGGGCGCUGGGGCCGGGCAGAAGCUGGGUCCCCCAGGCUUGGGCUGUCGGGGGGAGGCGCUGGCGGGCUUCCAGCGCUGCGCUCGAGCUGGCCUCGCCUGGACCAGAAGCCGGACUGCGGGGGAUCGUGGGAGGGGAUGUGGGGGACGCGUGCUGCGCUCAGUUCUUUGUAGGAUUUCUUUUUUUGUUUUCUUUUUCUUACAAAAAAAAAAAAAGAACAAAAAAAUCUGGUUUCCACGGGGUCGGUGUGCGUGUCUUGCUGUGCCGCCAGGCGGAGGGGAGGCCAGACGGAGCGCGCUCCGGCGGCGCCCGGGCGGCGUCUCCUCGGAGAAAGGCGCA